UUCUUCCUCUUUCCUACAACUUUCCUUACUGCAAGAGGUUUUCUCAGGUAGUGUCCAUCAGUUAACCUAAUCAAAAGGGUUUGGAUUUAAGAUGGGUUUCCUGCCUUUUAUCAAGUUUGCAUUGAUUUGCCUUGAUGCUCUUGCAUGGCCUCUCUUUGCUUUGGGUUAUCCUCUGCGUGCUUCAAUUCAUGCAAUUGAAACUAAUUCGUACUCGGACACCGAGAAACUGGUAACCUACUGGGUAAUCUUCUCAUUGAUUUCCCUGUUUGAGCAUGCUUUCAUGGGGAUGCUUCAAUGGCUACCAUUAUGGCCGUACGUGAAGCUGACGAUCAUCUGCUUGAUGGUGAUUCCCCAUUUUGACGGUGCUUUUUAUGUGUAUAACCACUUUGUUCGCCCAUGCAUCAAUGUACACAUUCAUACUAUCUGCAACUGGUUCAACAAGUUUCAGGGUUCCUUUUUGAAAGACUAUGUUCUUGCUAAGGCAGAUAAAGAUGUGAAGGGUUUGGAGAAACCUAUUGCUAGUGAGUCAUAAUGUAGUCAAAGGACACAAAUUCUAGCAUAUUGCAGAAAGACAUGAAAGCUGUACAAGUACCAGAGAAUAAAGAAGUUUGUCCAGUGAACCUGAUUCCUGAAAUAGAGCCUAAUGCUGGUAAGAAAGUGAACGGUGUGAUGGCGGUUCCCGAAAUGAAGGGAGAAGCGGGUUUUUGUUGUCCGGAGAUACCUUUGGAUAAGCUGCAAGUUCAACAGGAGUGGACCUGUGCAAUGUGUCAAGUGACAACCACAAGUGAGACAACCUUGAAUUACCAUCUGCAAGGAAGGCGGCACAGGGAUACUUUGGAGGAGCUAAUGAAGGCAAAGAACCAGCUUCCUAAAGGCAAAGUUUCUUAUGCAAGAAACAGCCAUCUGCAAGAAUCUGCUUCUUCAGUGGCUUGUAACACAUCAAACACUAGAAAAUCUAAUGUGGUGAAAGACAAACCAAAGAAGUUGUCGGUUCCGAACAAUUUGUCAAGAAAUCAAGAGGUAAAAAGCCAGAAGAAAGUUGGGAAGAAACCUCAGUUUCGGUGCACCAUCUGUAACAUAUACUGCUCUGGUUCAGAGGACUUGAACAAUCACCUUUGGGGAAAGAAGCACUUGGCCAGAAUUCAGGAACUCAAUACUCUUGCUUGAGUGAUCUAUCAACAGGGAAGUUUGUGUAAUCCAUCUUGGAAUUUUACUACUGUAAAACGUUAAGAGGAAAAAAAAUUAUUACUAUAAACAUGAUGUCUCUAUUAGAAAGUU
Molecule: messenger RNA, 1278 nt
Organism: Hibiscus syriacus
Lineage: Eukaryota; Viridiplantae; Streptophyta; Magnoliopsida; Malvales; Malvaceae
Product: HVA22-like protein a
Exons: 6
Coding region: 574-1167 (197 amino acids)
Molecular function (GO): zinc ion binding; nucleic acid binding
Source: RefSeq, a predicted model, not a curated record